UGCCACAAUUCUGUAAAGGUUGUUGUCAGCGUCAGCAAAGGUAGUGGAUGGUGUGAUAUUGGUGACCUCUCACUGGUACAAGGUUAGCUGUUGCAGGUCUUGAAAUAGACUGGCGUGGAUGUAUUAGGUACUUCAAGGUUACCAGUGUCGAAUUAUGCAGAUAAUUGUGCGGAAUGAGGUCUCUCUGACAGCGUCAAACCAGUCUCCUGAUCUGGCCGUGAUAACAACUGUUGACAGUUUGUUGAACUGUCCUACCAGCUAGAGAGGCCGUGUCUCUGUUCACAUAACAAAGGAUCGGCAACCGACUGCGUAGUAUCGGGAACUAUCUGGAGCACUUUAACAAGCGACGCACAAUUUUGUGACUCUGAACAGCUGGCGAACGACCUGUUUACGGAAGAGAAGGGCAGCUCGUUUCAUAUACAGUAUGCAUGCAUAUCGACGACGGAAGCCAUCGGAAUAACGACCCACAAAAGCCAAUAUAUACCGCAAUGCUACCCAAGGUUAACAACCUCCGCUCCUGAUAUUGGACGUGUGAGCGGUCUUGCCCUAAAGACGUGAUGACUAUAUACAACAAACGAGGACCCGCCCCUAUAGACAAAGGGUGGUCGUGGGUCGUUAUGUCUGCGGUCAUGCUGUCAACAUUUCUUGAGAUGGGAUUGUACAAAUCGUUUGGAAUAUUUUUUGUCGAGUAUGUUGAAAAGUUUGGAUCGAGUGCUACGAUGACGUCAGUGAUAUCAGGAGUGUAUUUGGCAGGAUACAGCUUUGUGGCGCUAAUUAUGAUGACGUACGGACUCGGUAGGAUCAGCUGUCGACAAUCUGUGAUGAUAGGCGGUGUCUUCAUUUCUAUCGGUUACCUUGUGUCCAGUUUGGCCACUACCAUAGAAAUUGUCAUCCUCGCUCAGGGAGUGUUCACUGCCAUUGGAUCAGCCUGUAUACACGGCCCAAGCAUUGUGAUACUGAACAAAUACUUCGACAAACAAUGAGGAUUAUCAAACAGUCUCGCCAUUUCCUGUGGUAGUCUAGGCGGCCUGAUAUUACCGAUUCUUUUUCACGAAUUAGUAAAGCUGUAUAGCCUAGAGGGCGCUUUGAUGAUAACAUCCGGUAUUAUUUUGAAUUGUACUUUUGCUGGUGCAUUGAUGCGACCUAUAGAUCAGUAUCAACUAGAAAGCAAAUUGACAAAUGAAUCUUUCCUGAAAGAAACAGAGAAAACCCAAGACAAAAAAGAAAUGACGAAUGUGUCUGAAAUUUCAAAAAUAGAUAUGAAUCAAACGUUACAUGCUCCGGAACAACACACAGAAUGUAGCACAACCGGGGAAAUAAUACGAAGAAAAACUAAAAUCAAUGAUUUUUCUGGAAGUUGUAUAAGUUUAACUCAUUUACCAAAUUCUGCGAACAAUAUUGAAUUACAACAUGGACAGGAUGAUAUGGACGAUUCAAAAUGUGCCUCGAAAUGCGGGAUUCUAUCACAGAUCUUUGAUUACACGCUUUUCAAAAACCCAAUGUUUGUGAUACUUAUAACUGGAGUAAGUCUAGGGCAGAUUGAAUGUGCCCUAGCACAUAUUUUCAUUCCUCCAUACGCAAAAGAUCAGGGACUGGCUGAACGUGACAUUCCCCUGGUAGCCGGAACUAUUGGAAUCGCCGAGUUUAUUGGCAGGUUUUCAGUUGGAAUACUUGGUGAUGUACAGUGCAUUAAGAGACACUUAUUGAUUGCUGGUUCGUUAAUUUUAACUGGAACUGUGACACAUUUUGUACAUCUGUAUGAUAAUGUGUGGACGUUCGUGCUAUUCUCAGCCCUUUACGGCAUGUUCAGUGGCGUGCUGGUAGCUUUAUAUUCCCCGGUUUGUGUUGAUUACUUAGGUAUCGAACGUUUCAGAAAAGCCUAUGGGAUAUGUUGCUGUGUUACUGGAAUAGUUACCAGCGUAUCGGCUCCUAUAUUUGGGUUUUUACGAGAUUUGACUGGGUCAUAUGUCCUCACAUUCCACGUAAUGGGAAGCUGCGCCCUGAUUGGUGGAAGUGUUUUUCUGUUAUUACCCUUGGCGAAACGCUAUGAGGACAGAAAGCUAGAAAGGACGAAAAUACCACAACGGUUGCCACUAAUAUAGAUGCAAAUCUUACAAAGAAGUAUGUGCGGAAAGCAGCCAUUUUUAAUGAGGAUGCAAACUUAUUUUUAAACAUGGAAGCAAAUGAAUCAUUUACAAGUGAACUGUGGUUUUUUUUUUUAUCAAAAAACAAUAAAUGCAAACACAUUGCAUCGAUACAUUCAUUGUAAACGAAUGUUUAAAUUCGAAUUUGAACCAUAUCUGUCACUGCAGUACAUCGAAGUGUAAUGAGUAUACAGUUAAUUAAUGCCCUUUCAGUCAAUAGUCAAAACUUUUUUCCCGAGGUGUUGGAACCAACCUGGUGAACUAUUGCCCAAUGCCUACGGGGAACUUGGUAAAUAGUUCAUCAGGUUGAUCCCAAAAUCUCGGAACACAGUUUUGACUAUUGACUGAACGGGCAUGAAUAAACUAUUUUGUUACUAACAAUUAUCUGCUUGGACUACAUUUGUAUCCAUAUGAAUCCCUGUUUUCAACUACAUGUAAUUCCAGUAAACCCUGCUCUGAUAUUUCUUGAAAACGUUCUCUUUGAGCGACAGCCAUCUUCUGAAACGUCUGCUCGUAAACAAACGACGUCAGUGUUCGCAGAGCGCUUUAAUCGAGAUCAAAUAAUGCUUGAGUACGUUCGUUUCUAAGGAAACGUGUGCUAGUUCGAGAGCUUGUCAUGAAAAUAUUUUUGCUGAUUUGCUGUAUAUGAAUUACGCUAUUGAAUAUACUUUUUUUAUUACUUUUCAUAUAGAGAGUGAGGUAACAAUUUUUCUUGCUAGCGAUUUCUGAUUAAAAUAUUUCCAACAACGGAAAGUUUCAGAACCUUCGUUUUGCACUCGCUAUUUUUGUGUAGGUCAAUGCUAUGCUUCCUUUUACAUCGGUAUCAUAAACACAUAUUUGCAUGAAAAUUUCCCUUGUGUGUUAGUUUGGCACAAAUAGAUCCACUACAUGUGUGUAACUUUGUUGCCUGAAUGCACGGUGCUACCUUACGUUAAUUAGAAAUAUCCAAACCAAUUUUAGUUAUUUAUCAUAAAGUUAACCAUAUUGAAAAGGAUGUUACUAUCGAUAAAAUGACUUUUUAUGGAGUUGAAUAUCCUAGGAUCUAUUAGGAAACUGUUAGAUUUAGUCGCCUUAUUAACGAUAAUUUUUGCAGAGUAACAUACUUUUAUAAUUGGGUAUUCUACCUAGUAUAUCUUACAUUUUUCUGGCCUUUUGUGCAAUGUAAGCUAGUCCACUGUAGUCACACGGGUUACCCCUUCUGACUAAAAUAAUAAAUCCCUUCAAAUUCAUUAAUAUAUGUUAUUAUACAAAUCAAACUAUAUAAAAAAAUAUUCAUAUGUGUUUAUUGUAUUUUCUAAAAAUAGAUUGGAUUAUUUUUAUAUCCUAUUGAACAAUUCAACAAAAAUUGUUUAAAAGAAAAUAGAUGAACCUUAAAUAAUGAUUGAUGACAGGUGCUUUGUCCCUUUUUCGUUGUUAAGAGUUGAAGGCAUUCGAUUACUGUUGUCAGAUUGUUUUCAGCAUUUGUUAUACAUUUUGUAUUCAGUUCUAAAUACUUUUGCUGAAUAAAAAGACAUUUUCACAAUGAAAGAACGGUUUUAAUUUCUAGAAGUGACAUGUUUUUUAGUAAAAGCAAUUGUUAUUAUUAUGAUAUGUUUGAUACAAUGUAACAGGGGACAUUCGUCACAAAAAUGUCCUUCAUUUAAUAUACUAAUGUUGAUGUUAUCAUUCCAGUGUUCAGUACAGAUCGGUAGUGUCAAGUUGUCAGGGGUUCCACAGGAGGCACAAAACUAAGAAUGCACAUCUUCCUGGUGCAGUGUGAACUCAGGCAGACCACUGUUUCAAUAGUAAAUGUCUAUGCUCCUAAACAGUCUUAUGGGAAGACCUUGAGCUGCCAUGUAAGCAAGUAAGCAAUUGCAUGCACAUCAAUAUCCCUCGAAUGCACUUGCUUAAUAUUGAAACAAGUAAUCAGUUUCUUUUUUAUUGACAGUACUUUUUCAGUGAUUACAGGAGACAAAACAUAAAUUUUGAAUAGUUUUAACACUCAAGUAAUAAAUAUAAUAUACAACAUUUGAUAUAGUGCCCUAUCUAGCUAGAAUAAGCCAAUCUA
Molecule: messenger RNA, 4191 nt
Organism: Mizuhopecten yessoensis (Yesso scallop)
Lineage: Eukaryota; Metazoa; Mollusca; Bivalvia; Pectinida; Pectinidae
Product: monocarboxylate transporter 5-like
Exons: 9
Coding region: 1089-2102 (337 amino acids)
Biological process (GO): monocarboxylic acid transport; transmembrane transport
Molecular function (GO): monocarboxylic acid transmembrane transporter activity
Source: RefSeq, a predicted model, not a curated record